CAGCGCGGGUGCGCACGGUGGCGGAGGGCGCUCUGUGGGCCGAGGAGCCCCCGCCUCCCGCGGUGCCCUCGGCCCCGCGCUAGGACCGCCGGCCGCGGAAACCGCCCCGAAAGAGAAGGAGAACUUGUUCGUCUCCGCCUGCCUCCACGCCGUCCGCACAUCCUCUUCCCGCGGCGCAUCCGCCCGCCCUCUGGGUCCUGCUCCCCCCCGGGGGGCUGGCCACGGCUGGAACAUUUCCCUGCUCGUUUCCCUUGGAGGGGUUUUGCCGGUAGUGGUGUACCGAGGGGAGGCUCCGUCCCUAAGGCACCCUACCUCACCCUGCGGGGGAAGGGAGCUGGGUGGGGGCAAGCCAGGAAGGGAGGAUCUCAGUGGCUCUCCUAAAAUCUAUCAGCAGGCUGCGAGGAGGGAAGAGUUUGGCACUUCGUAGGCGAGCCUGAGCUUGUUUUCCCCAGCGGUGAUGCCGCUGGACUGAGAGCGGCGCGGCCGUGCAAGUUGGGGGGACGGAGCGCCCCCUCCUUCACGGCCCCACAGACCUGGUCCAGCGCCUUCAACCCGGUGGCUCGUCCCUGCCGCCCGCUAUAUGAGACCUGGUCCGAGGACAGGACGACUCAGCGCCUGCUAGGGCUGCUUUCAGCCGCCCCCCCCGGACUUUCCCACCACCGACGACGAGCGGCACGCACCCGGGAGAGUUGUGUCGGCAGGCUCCGUGCUAUGGCGAGGCUACGGAGAAGCAAACUAGCCGCUGGAUUUCUAUUACUUUUCCAGUGCCUGAGCGAGCGCUGCCAGCUCGCCGGCGGGGAGGCGCCGAGGCAGAGCCGCGGUGUGUUUUAUGAAGUUGUUCAGAGCUUCCCUAGAAUGGAGGAAAAUAUGCAAGUGGAUUCACAUGUAAGCAUCCACAGGUGGAGAAGGCAUUCGGAGUCUCUCAAAUCAGUUGACACUAACAGAGCCAGCAUGGGACAGGAUUCUUCUGAGCCAGGGGGUUUCACGGAUCUGUUGCUUGAAGAGGGACAUGAGAACACUACCCAGAUUGAGGAGGAUACAGAUCAUAAUUAUUAUACUUCAAGGACUUAUGGCCCAUAUGAUUCUACCAGCCGGGAUUUGUGGGUCAAUAUAGACCAAAUGGAGAAAGACAAAGUAAAGAUUCAUGGAAUCCUUUCCAAUACCCAUCGGCAAGCAGCAAGAGUGAAUCUGUCCUUUGAUUUUCCAUUUUAUGGCCAUUUUCUACGUGAAAUUACUGUGGCAACUGGGGGUUUCAUAUAUACUGGAGAAGUUGUGCAUCGAAUGCUAACAGCUACACAAUAUAUUGCACCCUUAAUGGCAAAUUUUGACCCCAGUGUGUCAAGAAAUUCAACAGUCAGAUACUUUGAUAAUGGCACAGCAUUAGUUGUCCAGUGGGACCAUGUACAUCUGCAGGAUAAUUACAACUUGGGCAGUUUCACUUUUCAGGCCACCCUUCUCAAUGAUGGGCGUAUCAUUUUCGGCUACAAAGAAAUUCCUGUUGCUGUGACGCAGAUAAGUUCAACCAACCACCCAGUGAAAGUGGGACUCUCAGAUGCAUUUGUGGUUGUGCACAGGAUUCAGCAAAUUCCCAAUGUCCGUAGAAGAACUAUUUAUGAGUACCACAGGGUGGAACUACAAAUGUCAAAGAUUACCAAUCUGUCAGCUGUUGAAAUGAUACCACUUCCAACUUGUCUUCAGUUUACCAGCUGUGGUCCUUGUGUCACUUCCCAGAUUGGUUUCAACUGCAGCUGGUGCAGCAAACUCCAAAGAUGCUCCAGUGGAUUUGACCGUCACCGACAAGAUUGGGUAGACAGUGGCUGCCCUGAAGAGUCGAAAGAUAAGAUUUGUGAGAAGAAUAUAGACACGACUGAAACACCUCCAUACUCCACCACCACCCUUCUGCCAACCACCACAAAGUUCAGAGUUUUAACGACCACCAGAGGGUCCACCACUUCCCACCUGCCAACUAGCCUGCCCACAGAAGAUGACACCAAGAUAGCACUGCACCUAAAAGAUAAUGGAGGAAAUCUUGUGAUUUAAGGAAAGCCCAUACAGCCUUGGUGGUGUUCAGUAUGAUACUACAUCAGUGCCUGCUGGCAGAUAUGGAGCAUUCCAAAGCAAGAACAUAGGAUUGGAAAAGCAACAGCCUCUGAUAUAAAUAUCCCUACCAUCCUUAUGCAUUAGACACAGAAAGAAACAUAUUCUACAUUCUAUAUGCAGUAGCCAGUGGGCUACAUGCCUGAUUUUAAAGUGAAUACAAAUCAAAAGUUCUGACCCCAUCCAUUCUGUGUGAAAAAUAGUCAUGGAUUAGUAUCUUUCUUCUUUGGACAUUUAUAUUGAUAGAAUCAAUAAACUGUGUUGGUUUUGGUUUGUUUCAUUUCUCCACUACAUCCCAGUUCUGUUGUCAUCAUCUUAUUACAGUUAUCACAAAAUAUGUAAAAAGCAUCAAUCCAAUCUACAGGAUGUCAAUCGAAUAAUGGCAGAGGUUUUCCAAAGUAGCGGAACUGAAAUGUAUCCCCUAGAAAGCAAAUGUCGCUUUCUGCCUCUAGCACAAAUAAGUGCAUUCUUGCAUCAUAUUAGGCAUUAUAAAUCACAUUACGUUAAAUAAGCAUGAUGUUAAAACAGUUUAUUUAAACCAGAAGGACUAUGUGUAGGCACUUUGAUUUAUAUUGAAGUCUAACUUAUACCAGUUUAGUUUCUCUGAUUUUCUAAGCCAGAUAUAAAACAAUAUACAGAAUCUACUCUUACAGUUGUCAUGACUUUGCUGUAAAGGCACGCAUUUAACUGACAUAAACACAAUUUGUGGACUUUCUACCAGUUCAAAGGAUUAAUGUGAAAACCAUACUUAGAUCUAAAUUGAGAUUUUAUGGAGGGCUAAAUGGAUAAACUUUUAAGACAAGUAACUCUGCAAACAUUAGACAGAGCUUUAGAGAGGAACAGACAACUUGACCUGAUGGAUCCGUGUUUGCUUUCAGUAGGGUUAAGAGGAGUCAAUGGGACCACUGAAUUGAAAUUCUUAUAAUCUGAUAACUUCUUGCUGGUAACUUCUGGAUUUAGCAGCUUUCAGCUGCCCUGCCAGGCCAAGUGGCAUGGUAUAGUAUGGUACAAUAUUGAGUUUCAUGAUGGCCACUGCUUGAUGCUACUAAUGUAAUGACUUGCAUGUCUUUAAGUGACAAAACCUAAAACUAAUACUAAUGACAACUGUUGUAGUGUUAUGCGGUGAGUUUUUUAGAGCAGAAGAAUGAAAGUCCUUAGCUAACAUAUUUAGAAUGCUGUCAUCCUAUAAACAGAGGGAUUUGAUUUUAGUACACUCUCAUCCAUUUACUGCAUGAAGCAGUAGAUCAGUCUUGGUGGUGCUUACUGAGUUGCUGUGGGUCCUAUAGAAAAUUGCCAGCAAAGCCAGAUACUGAAUUCAGGAUUUGUGGGUUACAGUUCAUAAUGUUCUUACUCAAAGACCACCUUUCAUUCCUUACAUGCAAUCGAAAACCAAUUUUUAAAGCUUUGGCUGAGCCAUAACUUUAUAAAUCAUCAUGACACCAACUAAAGUGUAGCAGUGGCUUAACCUCAAAAUGUUAACAAAUGCUAAGGGAAUAAACCCACGAAUCAAGAAAAUCACACUCCAUUACUGUGAAGAAGCUGAGAAGGUCAGAGUAUGCUGUUCCUAAAAGAGGUAGAAAGAACAUUUUUACAGAGAUUCCUCUGAGCCUCUGGAGAAUCCUUCCAACUGUACAUUCCCUUAUUUCCUCCCCCAGUCACUGUAUAUAGGUCAUUAAUCAUCAGUUCAGGAAUCUGCAUUAUGUACAGGAAAAAAGCUUAGGUUGGGAGAACCAUACACCUGCCCCAUAAAACAAGCGUUCUCCUGGUAGACUCACAUUCCAGAUGUAAAUGGAGGCCCAAAAGAGGGGAAAAAUCCAGAGGAUCUACUGAGCUCAUUGUAGGCUGUCCCAAACAUUAUGUCCUCCCUCUUUGCAGGAGCAUAUUACCUCAAACCCACAGUCAUAGUGUGAUACAGCUUCCAGGCUAAAAAUGACAUACAUAGUAGAAUGGAGAGCUGGUGGAGUGAACUUGGAUCUGUAUGUGCAGGUUAUCCCCAGACCAUGCAGCAGGAGAGGGUUUCUGCUCUUUGCCCAAAGAGGAGAGCAAACGCAUAGAGAGGAGGUGUUGACAAAUAGCUUGUAGAGAGAUCUCAUGUGGAAACAGCUAUCAGACACGCUGAAGCUCCUGGAUGAGAGGAACCCAAUCAGCCAUCAGUAAAGGAUGGUAUGGAAAAGAACAGUUGUGGGUGGAAAGACAGUUGAAUGAGAUUAGCAUAGGUAAGUAAUGUAUCAGACAGAUAACAGGGAUAGUAGUGAGGAGAAAUGGGUUUGACCUGCCAGUUUCAGCUGAUUUGUCCAAACUCAGAAUGUUCCAGUACUGUCACUGACAGUUUUAUUACCCUGAAAUCAACCUUGGAGAGGGAUGAAAAUCAUUUGAUUCCUUGCUUAGAUGACUUUUUAAAAGAUUGGUAUAUAUUACUGUAGAUUUCUGAUACAUCAAAUAUAAUCUACCCUAAACUGCACAUGCCUUUGCUUAUAUCUCAAAUUUAUAUAACUAGCCAAAGUAGUAUGCAGCACCCUACCAAAAAGUAGAAAUGGACAGUGAAGAAAUCAGCUUUUAGUAUAUCUCACAUUCCCCCACAGCUCAGGACCUCAAAGAUAUUUUUUACACAGCAAAUUGCAGAACUUGCAGUCUCUGAUGGCAUCCCUGUGAGCAAUGUAAAAUGUUGUAUUGUGUUGUCACAGCAAGUUUGAAGUGCCUAAAUGAUGCAUUCUUUAGGGAUCAUCAAGUUUCUGUGAUUCUAUAAUAAUUUUAUAGUAAAAGGAAUAGUAAUAAUAAUCUAUAUCUGACUUUUACAAGCUAGUAUGUGAAGAAUAGUGGGAUUUUUGUAAGAACAAGAAGAUACUCAUUUUGCAUUAGUAUUAGUAGUAUGGCAUGAUAUACUUUAAUCAAUAAAUGUAUUUUUAUAAAGCUGGACAUGCUACAGCUUCAAAAUCACAGCCAAUACCAAAAUAGUCAUUAGCUAACAUGUACAUUGGAGAAUACAAGGGAAUGUCUUUAGUUAACAACUAAGCUAUUAAAAAAUGGCAUAUUUUCAUGGAGGCUCUGAAAAUAUUAUCACACAUUCUUUUUCUGUAAUGAUUAAUAUAUGUAGUGCAUGCUCAUAAGUAGUAAAAGAGUACAUGUCUGUACUGUAGACAUGGUUAAACCUGAACCUGUCUAUUUUUUCAGUGUGAUUCAUAUGCAGGAGCUGUUUUCAGGCACUUGUAUCCAGACUCAUUUUGCCAUAAAACUAAGGCCAUGCCAGAAACAGUCAACUUAGUAAACCAGCGUUUCUGUACCAGUAGUGCUGCAUUAACGCUCUCAUACCCAUAUGAUAGUUUCAUAUUCGUCUGUCCAACCAGCUAACAAAAUCAUGGGUUUUGAUGAACACUAAGAAUUUGUCCAAUUGCUGCCAUGUGAUGUAACCGCAAACAUUCAUUUUAUCAUAAAGCAUUCCUAUACGAGAAGAAAUUGCAGGGUUCAUUCUCUAUCUCAUUGUGACAAAUUCAGGGGAUGCCAGGAAAAUUCAUUCUUUUGGUUAAAACAGGAGAAAAAACAGAAAACCUCAGUACAGAGUUAUGAUCUUUAGGCUCAUUGCUGCUAUUCAGGUUAUCUAUAUCCCUGGCUUUGCUAGUGUAGCUAUGUCAGUCAGGAGAUUAAGAGAUUCAAAUGAGGUAUUGCAUUUUAAGCCUUGAAGACGCAUGUGCAUUAAGAAGUCAGUUUGAAUUGGAGCUUUUUACCAUCUGAUCAAAAUGCAAGAGUAAAAGGGAACAACACGGCUUUUGGAGGGAAAUAACAAAGCUAUACAAAAAGAAAUCCUGCUUUUUUGUCAGUUUUUUGUCAGUUUUUUGCUCUUGAUUCCAUGUCACUUUAUAUAAAAGAAAGUUUCUAGCCAGGAUGUACCAGAUAUUCACCUAUU
Strigops habroptila (Kakapo) is the source of this 5998-nucleotide messenger RNA. It is a transcript of the gene PLXDC2, whose product is annotated as plexin domain containing 2. The coding region runs from base 712 to 2040 and encodes 442 amino acids. The record is from RefSeq and is a predicted model, not a curated record. The transcript is spliced from 13 exons. Lineage: Eukaryota; Metazoa; Chordata; Aves; Psittaciformes; Psittacidae.